AUGAUGUUUACAUCUUGAACGUUGAACAGUUGAUCUCGUUGAGUCCGGAGAUACAAUGCGAGCAGUCGGUUUGCACGCUGUCGCGACAGUACUGCAGACAGAAGCAGUACUCAUAAAAUCAAACGUUCCUCAUCGCGCCCAUCAUGCACCCUUGAUCGAUCUCAUCUCCUAGCCGAAUAGCCGGAGUUAUAGCUGCCGGAAAAUAUGUUGUCUGCGAAUAUAACAUCCGUAGAGAUUCUCUACCUCAAGCAACAGUUAUCACUCCCGGACGAAGAGCGCCUACGAUCAGUCCUCUCGAGGAAGAAGGUUGGGUUGCGGUCAGUAGUAUGGUUGAGAAGAAGAACAUUGCAACCUGCCAUGGAUGAACUGGUGAAGAUUGGUGCGGAGGAUAUACUGGUUUUCAAUCUAGAUAAUUGCAGAGUAUGAUGGC
Molecule: messenger RNA, 430 nt
Organism: Suillus paluster
Lineage: Eukaryota; Fungi; Basidiomycota; Agaricomycetes; Boletales; Suillaceae
Product: histidine biosynthesis HisG
Exons: 2
Biological process (GO): L-histidine biosynthetic process
Cellular component (GO): cytoplasm
Molecular function (GO): magnesium ion binding; ATP phosphoribosyltransferase activity
Source: RefSeq, a predicted model, not a curated record